Spinacia oleracea (spinach) is the source of this 2223-nucleotide messenger RNA. Its product is annotated as CLP protease regulatory subunit CLPX1, mitochondrial. Bases 43 to 2073 code for a protein of 676 amino acids. Gene Ontology annotation, biological process: protein folding. Gene Ontology annotation, cellular component: mitochondrial matrix. Gene Ontology annotation, molecular function: ATP-dependent protein folding chaperone; ATP binding; ATP hydrolysis activity. The transcript has 15 exons. NCBI's taxonomy places the organism in Eukaryota, Viridiplantae, Streptophyta, Magnoliopsida, Caryophyllales, Amaranthaceae. The record is from RefSeq and is a predicted model, not a curated record.
AACACUUUUCUUUUCCGAAUUUUCCGAGGAAAAAUAAUCACCAUGUCGAAACUUCUCCGGCGAAAAAACCUCAAACAACUCCUUACAUUUUCUCUCUCCUCCACUGUUCCGCCGCCACAUCCCCCUCUCUCUCCUCACCACCACCGCAACCACCAUCGCCGCCAUUAUCACCGCCACUCCUCAUCUCUUAAAAUCACCAACUCACUUUUAUGUCACCCUCAAUUUCCGGCAUUUCUUAAAUUAGGGUUCGGGUUUCAAGGUCGGCUAAAAUGGGAAGGGAGUUCCGACAACUACGAUCAAAUCAAGGCGGUUGUAAAUUGCCCUCGUUGCUCGAAGCAAAUGAAUGUCCUCUUCUCGAAUCGUCCAUUGUCGAUUACUCCCAACGAAGUAGGGAUUUACCAAGCGUUGAAUAUUUGUCCUCACUGCAAAACUGCGUUUUACUUUCGGCCGUUUAAAUUGGCGCCGUUGCAGGGGAGUUUCUUCGAGAUUGGGAAGGUUGGAGGGAAGGAUAAGGAUGAUAUGAUGAUGGAGGGGAUGUUUGUGAAGGAGGAUGAUAUUAGUAAUAGUAAUGGUGAGGAGGAGAAUGAGAAGGUUUCUAUGUGGCAGAAGUUGAGGUCUUAUGUUAGGGAUCUUCCUCCUCCUCCUUCACCCGAGGAUUCGACGCUGAGUUCGGGGCAGAAUCAUUAUUGGGCUGCUACUAGAGUGGAGUGUGAUAGUGUGCCCGGGGACCUGCCCAAAGGAGGAGGUCGGGUGAACGGGGUUGGAGAGAGAGAUGUGUGGGGUGGAGCGAAUUUGGGGAUGAAUUUGCCAACGCCUAAGGAGAUUUGCAGGGGACUCGAUGAGUUUGUCAUUGGGCAGGAACGAGCUAAGAAGGUGCUUUCAGUUGCAGUCUAUAACCAUUACAAGAGAAUACAUUACACUUCUGAGAAAAACCAGUUUGGCGCAGAUGUAGAUGACAAUGACGUCAAACAGGAUGACUUUGAUCUUGUUGAAUUGGAAAAAAGCAACGUCUUGUUGAUGGGUCCAACUGGUUGUGGGAAGACAUUACUUGCAAAAACAAUGGCUCGCUUGGUGAAUGUGCCGUUUGUCAUUGCAGAUGCAACAACAUUAACUCAAGCAGGCUAUGUUGGAGAAGAUGUGGAAUCAAUAUUGUUUAAACUACUAACGGUUGCUGACUUUAAUGUGGAAGCUGCUCAACAAGGGAUAGUCUACAUUGACGAAGUGGAUAAGAUUACAAAGAAGGCUGAGAGCUCAAACAUUGGAAGAGAUGUAUCUGGUGAAGGUGUUCAACAGGCAUUGCUGAAAAUGCUGGAAGGAACAAUAGUGAAUGUUCCUGACAAGGGUGCUCGAAAGAAUCCCCGAGGUGAUAGCGUACAGAUCAAUACAAAAGAUAUUCUGUUCAUAUGUGGUGGAGCAUUUGUUGAUCUGGAAAAAACUAUAUCUGAAAGGCGUCAUGAUUCCUCAAUAGGUUUUGGAGCACCAGUUCGUGCUAACAUGAGAUCUGGCCGGAUGACUAAUGCUGUGAUUGCAUCUUCAUUAUUGGAAACUGUAGAAAGCAGUGAUCUUAUUGCAUAUGGUCUUAUACCAGAGUUUGUUGGCAGAUUUCCAGUGUUAGUGAGCUUGUCAGCAUUGAAUGAGGAUCAACUUGUGCAGGUGCUCAUGCAGCCAAAAAAUGCCCUUGGUAAACAAUACAAGAAGAUGUUUAGCAUGAAUGAUGUCAAAUUUCAUAUCACAGAGGAAGCUUUGAAAUUAAUUGCAAGAAAAGCAAUGGCGAAAAACACUGGUGCACGUGGACUAAGAUCUAUAUUGGAGACCAUUCUUACUGAGGCUAUGUUUGAGGUUCCGGAUGCCAAAAUAGGAACUGACCGAGUAGAUGCAGUUGUGGUGGAUGAAGAAGCUGUUGGAUCAGGCGACAGAACAGGCUUGGGAGCAAAAAUUUUGCGUGGACAUCAUGCAUUUAAAAAAUUUCAACAAGAAACAAAAUCCAGUGAUCAGACGAAUCAAUAUGAGGUGGUGAAGGUUGAAUCACCAGAAAGUGAUGUGCAGUUCGCGUGCCGAGCUAUGAACUUGUAAUCUACUUUUUUGGUAUAUGCGUUAAAUAUGUAUUCUAAUGUAAAUUGUCCCAAAGGGAAAUUAGAAUGAUGACAUCUGUAUUCAAGUUAUGUGUUGCUUAAGAGUUACCCUGAGGUAUAUAUGAAAAUUCUAAGAUAGUCAUGAUAAAAA